AUGGCGUCAGGCAACGUGAACAGAGGCCGCACAGCCGAAGCCUCGAAUCUGCUGAGCAUCGCAACCAAGGCCGCCGAAGACGUGCACAGCCAGGCCGGCCGAGUUGCCCCCAACCUCAACCUCGUCCGCAAUUUUGGACAGACGCUGUUGGCCAAUGGCACCGUUGAUGAUCGCAAAUACCUCUACGAAGGCGUCAUCCAGUUGGCGACGUCACUUCCAAAUGACUCUGGUCUUCGCGAUGAUCUGAGCGCCCAAUUCAUCAAGACGCUCUGGAAUGCGCUCGAGCAUCCGCCCAUCUCGUACCUGGGCGAGCCUUUCAAGUACAGGGCGGCAGAUGGGAGCAACAACAACAUCAUGUAUCCGCAGCUCGGUGCUGCCGGCAGCCACUACGCUCGCAGCGUGGUUGGACAGAAUCUGCGAUCUACAAGCCUGCCUGAGCCAGGUCUCAUCUUUGACACUCUCCUGCGUCGAGACGGACUUGCCCGGGAACAUCCCACCAAGGUGUCGUCUCAUCUGUUCUACUUUGCAACCAUCAUCAUCCACGACAUCUUUCGCACCAACGACCAGGACGACACCAAACUCGUCAGCUCGUCGUAUCUGGACCUCGGUCCGCUUUACGGACACUGCCAGGACCAGCAAAACGGAGUGCGCACCUUCAAAGACGGCACGCUGAAAAAAGACGCAUUCGCGGAAUGGCGCCUUCUCGGCCAGCCUCCCGGCGUGUGCGCCCUCAUGAUUGCCUUCAAUCGGUUCCACAACUAUGUUGUCCAGGAGCUGGCCACCAUCAAUGAGAACGGACGCUUCAGCCUGCCUUCGGGACUGGACCCCGAGAGUUCCGAAUACAAUACGGCGUUGCUGAAGCGAGACAACGACCUGUUCCAGACCGGAAGGCUCAUCACUUGCGGCCUGUACGUCAACGUCAUCCUCAACGACUAUCUGCGUACCAUCCUCAACCUGAACGACACGGAUGUUGAGUCCAACUGGAGGCUGGAUCCGCGCGAGGCGUUCAGCAAUGUCUUUGAUUCCGAGGGCACGCCCAAGGGCGUGGGCAACCAGGUCAGCGCCGAGUUCAACUUCAUCUACCGUUGGCAUAGCGCCACCAGUAACCGUGAUGAAGCCUGGCUCAACGACUUCAUGGCGAAGAUCUAUGGAAAGGACAUGGACUUCAGUACUCUGUCAACCAGCGAGUUUUUGACCAAGUUGAGGCAGUGGGUUUACACAUCUGUUCCUAGGGACCCCGGCGAGUGGGCUUUCGGCGACCUGGCGAGAGGCGAGGACGGCAGUUUCUCCACCGCCGACCUGGUUAAGCUGCUCCAGAAAGGCACAGACACUGUCGCGGGUGCCUUCGGCGCCCGUAACGUCCCGCCUGCGCUCAAGGCGAUUGAGAUUCUCGGAAUCGAGCAGGGCCGGCGAUGGGGGCUUGCAUCCCUCAACGAGUUCCGGCAGUUCUUCAAACUGAAGCCUUUCGCCACGUUCAAGGAAAUCAAUACCCAGCCCGGUAUUGCCGAAACCCUUGAGGCGUUGUACGGCCACCCAAACAAUGUGGAACUCUAUCCGGGCCUCAUGGCGGAAGAGGCCAAGAAGCCGUUUUCGCCGGGAUCUGGUCUGUGUCCAGGCUUCACCAUCUCCGAGGCCAUCCUCUCAGAUGCGGUGACUCUUGUGCGUGGAGACAGGUUCUACUCUGUCGAGUACGGACCACAGAGUCUGACCAGCUUCGGCUUUAAAGAGGCUUCCUCGGAUUCCGACGUUGCGGGCGGCGGUGUCAUGUACAAGCUGCUCAUGAGAGCCUUCCCUGGCUUCUACCGCGCCAACAGCACAUACGCACUCUACCCGUUCAACACGCCGGAAAGGAUGCGGGAGCUGUUUACCAAGCACGGCUUCCCGCACAAUAUUGAGUUGAACUACAGCCCACCGAAAUUCAUCGGGCCUCCUGUUCCCGUCGUCACGUGGAAGGGUGUCGUCGAUGUGCUCCACGACCAACAACGCUUCAAGGUUCCAUGGGGAAAGCACACUUCUCAGCUCACCGGACAUGAUUACAUGCUCUCCGGCGACAAGCCCGCCAACUCCAAGCAGCGGAGAGAGGUCGAAGAGGCCAUGAACAGGCCAAGUGAUAGCCUUGCCGAAGUGCGGAGCUUCUACGAGAACAUCACUCGGGACUUGAUCCGCAAGAACAAGCGCAAGCUGGGCAACUUCUAUCAAAUCGACAUCGUCAAGGACAUCGGCAACCUCGCGCACGCCAUCUUCACGGCCAAAUACUUCGACAUCCCGCUCCGCGACGACAGCUCGACCAACGCCAAGGACGGCUACACGGCCAAGGAGCUCUACGACGUGCUCGCCCACCUGUUCCAGUACGUCUUCCUGGACAUCGACACGGCCACGUCAUACAAGAACCGCGUCGUCGCCGCGCGCGAGACGCGGCAACUGGGCGACGCGGUGCGCAAGGCGGUGGAGAGGGCGAGCAAGGCCCCCGGCUUGAUCCAGAUGUUCCUGGACUUCCUGGCCCCGAGCAGCGGACCGGCGCUGCCCGGGUUCGGCAGGGAGCUCGUGUCGCGGCUCCUCGAGAACGGCAAGUCGGUCGAAGACGUCGUCUGGGAGCUGAUCCCGACCCAGGCGGCGGCGGCAGCCACCCAAGCCCAAGCAUGGGCCCAACUCAUCGACGUCUACAUGUCAGACGAAUACAAGCACCACUGGCCCGCCAUCGUCGAGCUCGCCCGGUCCGACGACCCCUCCGCCUUCGAGCAGCUCGAGAAAUACGCCUUGGAAGGCUUCCGCCUCUUCCCCGCCGCCUCGGGCGUCCUCCGCACCGACAGCGGCGCCGCGCCCGACUCCCAGCAGGCGCAGCUCUUCCUCUCCUUCACCGCCGCCUCGCUCGACCCCGCCGUCUUCCCUUCCCCCCACGCCGUCCGCCUCGACCGCCCCGCCGAGUCCUACAUCCACCACGGCUGGGGCCCGCACGCCUGCCUGGGCCGCCCUAUAGUGACGACCGCCGCCGCGGCGAUGCUGCGGGUUUUGGCGCGCGAGACUUCGUGUAGCGGCGGUGCUGGCCUGGCGCGGGCGAAGGGCCAGAGGGGGGAGAUGAGGAGGAAGGAGGGGCAGGGGGGUGCGUUUCCCGUGUUUUUGAGUGAGGAUGGGGCGGGGUGGGGGGUUUUCCCGGUGGGGAAGGUGGUUGUUUGGGGUGGGGAGGGUGAGGGGGGUGAGGGGGGUGCGGUGCAGGUGCAGGCUAAUGGCGGGACGUCGGUGAAUGGGAACGGUGCGCUGCCGGUUGGGAAUGGGCAUGUUGGUGGGAGGAUGGGGUGA
Molecule: messenger RNA, 3297 nt
Organism: Diplodia corticola
Lineage: Eukaryota; Fungi; Ascomycota; Dothideomycetes; Botryosphaeriales; Botryosphaeriaceae
Product: fatty acid oxygenase
Exons: 12
Coding region: 1-3297 (1098 amino acids)
Biological process (GO): response to oxidative stress
Molecular function (GO): monooxygenase activity; heme binding; peroxidase activity
Source: RefSeq, a predicted model, not a curated record